Molecule: messenger RNA, 732 nt
Organism: Didymodactylos carnosus
Lineage: Eukaryota; Metazoa; Rotifera; Eurotatoria; Philodinida; Philodinidae
Source: the annotation of a GenBank genome assembly
AUGGCUACUCCUGAUCAGGCUCGUCUUCUUUCUAAAAAAUUUGAUGAGGAUACUAUAUCUCCAUCUUUAAAACGUUUAAGAUCCGAGCUUUCACCAGAAGAUGAUAGGGCAACGUUUAUUGAAGCAUUAAAAUCGGAUUCUAUGUUACAACGUGCUGUAGCUGAUAUUGUUCAAACUAAUUCUGGUUCCGUCACUCAGUCAGCAGAUAAAAUAGUUGAUGUUAUGUACGAUGGCAUCGUCAAACAAAUUGGUGAACGUCUUGGCGCGCUAGAAGCGCGAUUAGCUAAAGUAGAAGCAAAAACUGAGGAUUUACAACGGUACAAUCGAUCGUUUAAUUUACGUUUUUAUGGUUUUGAAGAGCGUGAAUACGAAAAUGUUAAAGAUCGUCUAAUAGAUUUUUUUAACACGCAUAUGAAUCUGAAGCUGAAUGCAAAUGUGAUUGAAAACUGUCAUCGUCUACCCUAUACAAAUCAACGGCAAAAGAAACCACGACCGAUUAUUGCUCGCUUGUACUCUCGACCAAUUCGUCAACUUAUAUUAUCGUCUCUCGGUCAAUUAAAAGGAAAAAAAUUGAAUAUUACUGUCGUCGAAGAUCUAACACCGUUGGCUUUAGCUCGUUUCCAUCGUACACGUGAUCAAUUCGAGGAUAAUGAGAAAAAACGAGUUAUUACUAGAAACGGUCGUAUUUUUGUUCGCAAUGCUGACAAGUCCCUUACAUUAGUGGCUGAAUGA